Mandrillus leucophaeus (drill) is the source of this 1199-nucleotide messenger RNA. RefSeq names its product trimethyllysine hydroxylase, epsilon (gene TMLHE). The transcript is spliced from 5 exons. The record is from RefSeq and is a predicted model, not a curated record. Gene Ontology annotation, molecular function: iron ion binding; trimethyllysine dioxygenase activity. Gene Ontology annotation, cellular component: mitochondrion. Gene Ontology annotation, biological process: carnitine biosynthetic process. The coding region runs from base 1 to 999 and encodes 332 amino acids. Lineage: Eukaryota; Metazoa; Chordata; Mammalia; Primates; Cercopithecidae.
AUGUGGUACCACAGAUUGUCCCACCUACAAAGCAGGCUUCAGGACUUGCUGAAGGGAGGAGUCAUAUAUCCAGCCCUUUCACAGCCCAACUUCAAAAGCUUACUUCCUUUAGCUGUCCAUUGGCACCAUACAGUCUCCAAGUCUCUGACUUGUGCUUGGCAGCAACAUGAAGAUCAUUUUGAGCUGAAAUAUGCUAAUACCGUGAUGCGCUUUGAUUAUGUCUGGCUUCGAGACCACUGCCGCUCAGCAUCGUGCUACAACUCUAAGACUCACCAGCGCAGCCUGGAUACUGCCAGUGUGGAUUUAUGUAUCAAGCCAAAGAACAUUCGUCUGGACGAGACCACACUCUUCUUUACUUGGCCAGAUGGUCAUGUGACUAAAUAUGAUUUGAAUUGGCUGGUGAAAAACAGCUAUGAAGGGCAGAAACAAAAAGUCAUCCAGCCUAGAAUACUAUGGAAUGCUGAAAUCUACCAGCAAGCCCAAGUUCCAUCUGUAGAUUGCCAGAGCUUCUUAGAAACCAACGAGGGACUGAAGAAGUUUCUGCAAAACUUUCUGCUCUAUGGAAUUGCAUUUGUAGAAAAUGUCCCUCCCACUCAAGAGCACACAGAGAAGUUGGCAGAAAGGAUCAGCUUAAUCAGAGAAACCAUUUAUGGGAGGAUGUGGUAUUUCACUUCAGACUUUUCCAGAGGUGACACUGCAUACACCAAGCUAGCUCUGGAUCGGCACACUGACACUACCUAUUUUCAAGAGCCCUGUGGCAUUCAAGUGUUUCAUUGUCUUAAACAUGAAGGAACUGGUGGCAGGACACUGCUAGUAGAUGGAUUCUAUGCAGCAGAACAGGUACUUCAAAAGGCACCUGAGGAAUUUGAACUCCUCAGUAAAGUGCCGUUGAAGCAUGAAUAUAUUGAAGAUGUUGGAGAAUGUCACAACCACAUGAUUGGGGUUGGGCCAGUGUUAAAUAUUUACCCAUGGAAUAAAGAGCUGUAUUUGAUCAGGUAAGUAUCAAAGAACUAUCCCCAAUUGUAAUAUGUUUGCCAAAGGUUAGCCUUCUAAUGUAACAAAAAUCCCUAAGAUUCUUAUAUCUGCUACAUUUUAAUCUUGCUAUUCCAUAGCUUUUUAUUAUCAAACAGUUUGUAUUCUUCUUAUAAUUCCCAUGGAAUAAUAAAUAGCCAUCAACCAAAGAAUACUAGAUUUAUUUU